AUGAAUGAAAAAUCACAAGAUUUUAUGUUUACCGCACAAUCGUGUCUAUAUUGUCAUUUUAAUCUAACAUGUGAUAAUCAAAGAAAGGAUUUCGAUACACAAAACUGUCUCUGUGAGCAUAUGCAUAAGAGGUGUCAGGAAGAUAUUUGUGAUACAUGCUGCGAUUAUGCUCGAUGUCUCAUAAUUCAAUAUCCAACAUGUGAGAAUGAAAGAAGACCACGAGAAAUGAAAGUUUGCGAUUGUGAAGAAAAUCAUGACAGGUGUCAAGAAGAUGCAUGUGUUGCAUGUUGUAAUUUUUAUAACAAGAUCGUUUCGUGUAGAAAUUGUUAUCUUCAAGGACGGAAGUGUGAAUGGUCAAGAAUCAUGUGUAGAUCAGAUUUUGAGAAACAGAAGAAUAUUGUGAAAUAUUUGCAAUUUUACUCAGCUGGGUUUGAGAGAGGUGGCUUGACAGGAAAAUUGCAUUUGCAAGGGUAUAUCCAGUUUGAUACAAGAGUCAGAGGAAGUUACGUUAAAUCACAUUUUGGCCAGAAUUUACAUAUCGAUAUUCCUAAAUUUAACCCGCCACUUAAGUUAAACUCAAAAAGGAAACAGAAAUCUGGUGCAGAAUGUAGAUUUGAAUAUUCGGUUAAACGAUACGAUAGAUGCAUGACACAUAUAAGGUGUUCUUGCAGUUAUAUCGAUCUGAACGAUGUUUGCGAUGAUUGUCUUCCCACCAAAGAAGAAUGUAUUCGAAAUAGAAGAUCAUUGGAUAUAACCGAUAUGAAUGGGGUAGUACUUGAAAAAUAUAUUUUUGGAGAAUUGAAUACUAAAAUAGGUACACGAAAAUCAUCACGGAAAAGACAGCGAGAAAAUGACGAAGAAUCAAUGAUCUCGGAAAAUAGUGAUAGAGAUGGUUACAAAAAUCCAACACAUAAAAGAUCUCGUAACAACAAUACACAAGAUAAUGAAAAAGUAGAAAAGUACGUGACAAUGUUGAAUUUGUUGGGAAAAGGUGAAAAUGCAUACACUAUCCUAAAAAAGAAUCCAAGCUUGUUCAUGAGAGCUUCCCAGCUAAAGGCGUUAGAACCGGGUGCUCAACAUGAAAAUCUGAAAUCGAAGAUCGUUGUCACAAGCUCACGUUGGAAGCCACAUGAUUUUUUGAUUCCAAAAAUUGUCAAUGAUUGGAUAGAGGAGAAUGUUUUGAGCAAUCAAAAUACAGAUCAAAAAAAGCACGUGCUUGUGUUAAAGAAUGGUACCGGAAAAUGGAGUCUUGUCGAAUCGUUAACAAAUUAUGGGAUCAGGAUCGCGCAUUUUCGUAACGAGUUCCAACCGAGCAUCUAUGAUUCGAAGAAUUGUGAUCUCUUGUGUUUGGAUAACAUACAUGAUUUUACGAUCGAGAGCAAAGCUAACGGGAGAGUAUUCAAUCAUCGAAAGUACGCACAAUUACUGCUUGGAAAAGAUCGGAUCCUCAUAAACCAAAAAAAUAUAAUCGAGAGAUCUGUUCCAAUCGUGAUUCUAUGUACUGAUAACACGUGUCCUUUCACGUACAAUUGCAGCACAGAAGAUGAGAAUUUCUUGAAAAGAUUUUUUAGCAAUACCAUG
Messenger RNA from Dentiscutata erythropus, 1581 nucleotides. NCBI's taxonomy places the organism in Eukaryota, Fungi, Glomeromycota, Glomeromycetes, Diversisporales, Gigasporaceae. The record is from the annotation of a GenBank genome assembly.